Messenger RNA from Camponotus floridanus (Florida carpenter ant), 2905 nucleotides. Its product is annotated as collagen alpha-1(I) chain. The record is from RefSeq and is a predicted model, not a curated record. Lineage: Eukaryota; Metazoa; Arthropoda; Insecta; Hymenoptera; Formicidae. Gene Ontology annotation, cellular component: extracellular region. Gene Ontology annotation, molecular function: chitin binding. The coding region runs from base 1 to 2619 and encodes 872 amino acids. The transcript is spliced from 4 exons.
AUGGAAAAGGUCAAAGAGUACGGAAGCAGCGUCCUCGUCUCUCCUACGAUUUCCAGAAGUACAGAUGACUGCGCGAAAGGAUCAAUCUCAUCGUCAUUCGCGGUUUCGCGUGGUUCCCCACCUCGUAUCCCGAGGAACAGAGAAAAAAAAGGGGGCUCGAUCUGGAGGAGGUCGAAGGAUGAGCGCCAGAGCAUCCCUGGUGGGGGCGUAUCAGCACUCGGGGUGCUAUCCAAGGAUAUAUAUACCGACGAAGUUACUUCCACCAUCAGUCACUGUCUCGACUUACCUCAGCACUGCGGUGUGUUUUGUACGUACGGAUCGGUUGGAUUCGCCCACUCGAGGGUGCUUGCGCCAGCAAACAUGCGGCUACGCUUGUUCUGGAUCGUCUUGCUGGCUGUCGCUCGUUCAGCUCUGGCUGAUGAGGGAUAUAAUUAUCCCAGACCAACAAAUGGACUUGUGCCAGGUGGUCCAGGAGGAGGUCCUGGCACUAAGCCAGGAGGGGGAUUUCCAGGAAUGCCCGGUAGAUACCCAUCUGGCCCUGGAGGACCUGGAGGACCUGGAGAACCAGGAAGACCGAAUGGUUAUCCAUCAGGUCCGUCAGGAUUUCCAAGUACACAACCAGGUGGGCAACCAGGUGGGCAACCUGGAUUUCCAUCUGGUCAAGGCCCUUCCGGUGGAUACCCUAGUGGACGACCUUCCAUCCCAUUUCCGAGCGGUGAACCAACAGGCAGACCUAGUCCAGGAACAGGCCCAGGUGGGUAUCCAUCUGGACCAGGUACACCAACGGGACCCGGUGCACCAGGAGGAUUUCCAACAGGGCCAAGCACUGGAUAUCCUGGUGGCAGGCCUAAUGGGCAAGCACCAGGCGGUUUUCCAGGUGGGCAAAGACCUUCUGGAUAUCCGAGUAACGGACAACCAGAAACUCCAGGCUAUCCUAGUGCACGACCGGGCGGGCAAGGACCAGGCGGAAGAUAUCCCGAACAGAUUCCUGGAGGCUAUCCCGGUGGAAUGCAGAAGCCUGGUGGCCCAGAAGGUGGAUAUCCUAGUGGAAGACCAAGCGGUGGCUAUCCAGGAGGUGCUCAGAGACCUAGCGGUGGUCCAGGUCCUCAGGGACCAGGUGGAUAUCCAGGACCGAGUGGCCCUGGAGGUCCAGGUGGACCAUCUACCGGCGGUUACCCUAGUACUAAACCAGGAGGACAGAGACCAGAAGGCUAUCCGAGUGGCCCAAGUCCACCUGGCCCAACACCGGGCGGUUAUCCUGGUGCUCCAGGACCACAAGGUCCGGGACCGCAAGGACCAGGAGGAUUUCCAAGUGGGCCAGGAUCUCAAGAACCAGGAGGAUUUCCAGGUGGACCAGGUCCGCAAAGACCAGGAGGAUUUCCGAGUGGACCAACUGCUGGCCAACCUGGAGGACCUGGGGAAUAUGGCCAUGGUGAUGAAGGAACAUAUGAUGAAGGUGAUUACUCAGCUAUUCCAGGCGAGCCUGGUCGCGAUUAUCCUAUAUAUAGUGAAAUUCCGGAAACCAGUUUUCGUUGCGAUGCGCAACAAUUUCCUGGUUAUUACGCUGAUGUGGAAGCUCAGUGCCAAGUUUUUCACAUAUGUGCCAAUAAUAAAACCUACGACUUUCUUUGUCCGAACGGAACAAUUUUCCAUCAACAAUACUUUGUCUGUGUAUGGUGGAAUCAAUUUGAUUGUAACUCCGCGCCAAGUUUUUAUAAUUUAAAUGAAAACAUUUACGAUCAUACUAUUAUGGGAACACCUGGUCAAAGACCCGGCAUUGAAGGACCUUCAGGACCUCCUGGACCUGGUACAUAUCCAGGAGGUCCAGGUGCUCCUCCUGGUGCUCCAAGUGGCCCGGGUUAUCCGGGAGGACCGCAACGUCCUGGUGGUGGUCCUGGAGGUUAUCCUGGAGAACCUCAAGGUCCAUCGAGACCAGGCGAAUAUCCAGGAGAACCUCAAGGCCCAUCAAAACCAGGCGGAUAUCCGGGAAGACCUCAAGGUCCAUCAGGACCAGGUACAUAUCCGGGAGGACCUUCAGGUCCAUCGGGACCAGGUACAUAUCCAGGAGGACCUUCAGGUCCAUCGGGACCAGGUACAUAUCCAGGAGGACCUUCAGGUCCGUCAGGACCAACUGGACCAGGUUAUCCAAGUGGGCCAAUGGGUCCAGGAGGUCCAAGCGGUUUUCCAGGAAGACCGGGAGGACCUCAAGGUCCAUCUGGUCGUCCAGGACCCGGAUAUUUAACUCCACCGGUAGGACCAUCAGGACCUCAAGGCUCUCAAGAACCAGGAUAUCCUGGUGGAAGACCUCAGGGACCUUCUGGACCUUCAGGAAGACCACAGGGACCUAGUCCCAGUUAUCCAGGACCAAGUGGACCAUCUCCAGGAUAUCCAAGUGGCCAGCCUCAAGGACCUCCUGGACCGCCGAGCUACCCAGGUCCAGGAACACCGAGUGGUCGUCCACAAGGACCUAGUGGACCAGGAGGAUAUCCUAGUGGUAGACCGAGCGGUCCAUCGUUUCCAAGUGGACCAAGCGGACCUACUGGGCCAGGGACGAGUCCAUUCCCGCCACAAGGUCCCCCGAAGCCAGAUCGUGAGUACUUGCCGCCACGGAUUGGAUAAUCGAAACUAAACUUCCAGCCGAUAUCUAACGACGAUUCCCACCGUUGUUAAUGCUGGAUGAGAUGUGUAAAUAUGCGUACAGUUUUACUUGCGUAAUUUAGGUAUCGAUUAUUCGUAUUGCAUCCAUUUUAAUAUAUAGCGAAUUCUGCUUUUGUGUUUACUUAUCCUAAGGUUUCCAUCUAUUCAAUUAAAAGUUUAUAUUGUUUGUUCCCAAUGUUAUUAGUAAAAAAUAUUUAUUUUACUAGCAACUAUACAAAAUUUAAGCAUCUUUAUAUAGUUAUUAAAU